GAUCAGCUGAGUCCCAAGUGGGACUGCGUCCUGGGCUCCAAGGGCCUGGAGGACAAGGAGGGCCCAUGGGGAGGAGGCUCGGGCCUGCCACCCCCAGACUACUUCCCUGGCUCCUGGCGCCUCGACGUGGGCCUGGACUGCAAGGGCUCCCCCGAAGGGGCAGAGGCCCGGGCCUGGACUGCCUACUACUACAGCCUCCUGCAGAGCUGCCUGCAGCAAGCUGGCCUUCCGGAGACCCAGGACCGCAGCCAGGUGCCCCGCACAGGCUGCCCUGGGGCAGAGGUGACCCUGUGCAUUCUGGGAUCCCCCAGCACCUUUCUGUCUGUGCUGCUGGAGGGUGGGGUCCAGAGUCCCGGAAACAUGCUGCUUUGCCUGUCCCCUGCGUGGCUGACAAAGGUGCCGGCACCGGGGCGGCCGGGAGAGGCGGCCCUGCUGGUUUCCAAGGCAGUGAGCUUCCAUCCGGGGGGCCUGAGCUUCCUGGAUGACUUUGUCCCCCAGCGCCAAGCCACCUACUUCCUGGUGGGCCUGGGACCGGGGCCCGGCCAGGGGAGGGAAGCAGCUGAGCUCGCUCGCGACCUCACCUGCCCUACAGGAGCCUCAGCAGAGCUGGCCCGGCUGCUGGAGGACCGGCUGCUGACAAGGCACUUGCUGGCCCAGCGAGGUGGCGUGGCUGUGCCAGCUACCCUGGCUUUCGCCUACAAGCCGCCCGCGCUGCUUCGGGGAGGGGCUGGCAGCCCGGGGCUGCGGCUGGUGGAGCUGAGUGGCAGAGAGGGCCAGGAGACGCUGGUGAAGGAGGAAGUGGGGGCCUUUCUGCACUCGGAGGCCCUGGGUGAUGCCCUGCAGGUGGCCAUCAAGCUCAGCAGCUGGCGCUGGCGGGGGCAGCAGGCACUACGUCUGCACCCACGAGCCCACGUGGGCACAGUGGCGGACACAGUGGUGGCAUUGCUGGAGAAACUGGAGGAGGAGGAGAGUGUCCUGGUGGAGGCUGUGUGCCCACCUGCCCGGCUGCCCUCCCCAGGAAACGGCCCGCCAGGUCCGGAGCUGGCUAUGCGGAUCUGUGCUGUGGUGUGCCGGACACAGGGUGACAGGCCCCUGCUGAGCAAGGUGGUGUGCGCGGUGGGCCGCGGGAACCGGCCUCUCCGGCACCAGAACUCUCUGCCGCGCACGCUGGAGGUGGCGCUGGCCCAGUGCGGCCUGGGUGAGGCGGCGCAGGUGGCGGCCGUGCGGCGGAGCGUCAAGACGGCCGCCGAGGCUGCGCUGGCCGCUGUGCUGGCCCUGGAAGCCGGUUUGAGCGUUGAGCAGCGCGGCGGGCGCCUGGCCGGCACGGACUUCCUCGGCGUGGACUUCGCGCUGACGGCGGCGGGUGGCGCGCUCACCCCGGUGGCUCUGGAGCUGAACAGCGGCCUGUGCCUGGAGGCGUGCGGUGCGCUCGAGGGGCUCUGGGCUGCCCCGCGCUCGGGGCCGGCGACCGAGGAGGCGGUGGCAGCCGCACCGCUGGUGGAGACCAUGCUGCGGCGCUCGGCGCGCUGCCUGAUGGAGGGCAAGCAGCUGCUGGUGGUCGGCGGGGGCAGUGUCAGCAAGAAGUUCGUGUGGGAGGCGGCGCGCGACUACGGGCUCAAGCUGCACCUGGUGGAGUCAGACCCCAACCACUUCGCAUCCCAGCUGGUGCAGACCUUCAUCCACUUCGACGUGACGGAGCACCGGAGGGAUGAGGAGAAUGCGCGGCUGCUGGCGGAGUUGGUGCGGGCACGUGGCCUGCAGCUGGAUGGCUGCUUCUCCUACUGGGAUGACUGCCUGGUGCUCACAGCCUUGCUCUGCCAGGAGCUGGGGCUGCCCUGCAGCCCCCCGGCUGCCAUGCGCCUGGCCAAGCAGAAGAGCCGCACCCAGCUGCACCUGCUGCGAUGCCAAGGCCCGCCCUGGCCCUCGCCCUCCCUCCAUGCUGUGCCUUGCUGCCCCCUGGAGAGUGAGGCUGACGUGGAGAGGGCUGUCCGCCAGGUGCCCCUGCCAGGGGUCAUGAAGCUGGAGUUUGGAGCGGGCGCAGUGGGCGUGCGGCUGGUGGAGGAUGCGCUGCAGUGCCACCAGCACUUUUCACGCAUCGCCCAUGACCUACAGGGUGAGGCCGACCACCCGGGCAUUGGGCUGGGCUGGGGCAACUCCAUGCUGCUGAUGGAGUUCAUCGAGGGCACUGAGCACGACGUGGACCUGGUGCUGUUCCGUGGGAAGCUGCUGGCUGCCUUUGUCUCUGACAAUGGCCCCACGCGGCUGCCUGGCUUCACUGAGACGGCGGCCUGCAUGCCCAGCGGGCUGGCUCCGGAGCAGGAGGCGCAGCUGGUGCAGGCGGCCUUCCGCUGCUGCCUGGGCUGCGGGCUGCUGGAUGGGGUUUUCAACGUAGAGCUCAAGCUGACUGGGGCCGGGCCUCGGCUCAUCGAGAUCAACCCCCGCAUGGGUGGCUUCUACCUUCGAGACUGGAUCCUGGAGCUCUACGGUGUGGACCUGCUGCUGGCCGCUGCUAUGGUGGCCUGUGGCCUGCGACCUGCCGUGCCCCCGCACCCACGGGCCAGUGGCUACCUGGUGGGUGUCACUGGCCUAGUGUCCCAGCACCUGCAGGUGCUGCGUUCCACGGCCAGCCAGGAGGCUCUGCAGGCUCUUCACGACCGGGGCCUGGUGCGCUUCAAUCAGUUUACAUCUUUAGAGGAGGCCCAGGUGCCUGGCGAGUAUGAGGAGCCCUACUGCAGUGUGGCCUGUGCUGGGCCCAGCCCCGCCGAGGCCCGCCUCCGCCUGCUGGGACUCUGCCAGGGCCUGGGCAUCGAUGGGCCCCACUACCCCGUUGCCCACUUCCUGUCCCACUUCAAAUAGCACUGGUGUCAGGGGGCAGGGCCAGAGUGCUGGAGGGGUGCGGUGCUGCCUUCAGCUUCCUGAUACUCUCCCUGCCUCUCUACCCCUAGCCCUGUCCCAGCCCUGGCCUGGCCCACUCCUAGGCCUCAGCUCCAUUCCAGAGUGGCGGCCAUUUUGACACCAAGGCCUCCUGGGAUUAAGGGCCAUAAAAGAUAGCAACUGGGGGGCCGUUGGGCCCUCUUGCCCUCCCAAAGGCCCAGUCCAGGCCACAGCUGCCCCCGGACUCUUGCCAUGGAGAAAGGACAACAGCUGCGUGUGCGUGCAUGCACACACACACACACACCACCCCCAGGGAGGUGGGAGUGUGCCCAAACCUAGCCCAGCCUGCCACCCCUCCAAGCAUCCCUCCCCUCCUGCCAUCUACAGGAGAGAACCUGGCAGGCCCUGGCCUUGGGCAAAUCCCAACAAAACCUGAGACUAAACACCCUGUGCUCUUACUCUCACCCUCUCACUUAACGAAUUCCAGGACAGUUGUAGAGCCUGCUGACAACUUCUGGCAAGGCUGCACCUGCCUCAUCUGACCUGAGCAGGUGGCCCGAGGUCAGCAGUUACCAUCUCCCCUCCAGGUAGACAUGAUUGACCCGUUAGACAAGGAAAGAGGCUCAAAGAGGAAAAACCAUGGCCUGAAGGUCAUAUCACAGCGGGUGGAAUGUCGAGGGACAAGGUGUAGGGUCCAGGUGCCUGCUUUUACUGUCUUACAUGCCCACUCAGUUUCUAGGCCUUGCUAACCUCCCUGCCCUGAUUCAUAUGUGGCCCUGGCACAUAUGAAUAGCCCCUCAUGCAUCAUGUAUCUUCACCAAGCUUAGGUGCUUUGGCCGCUGGUACACCUAACUAGCAUUGGCAGAGGAGUCUCACUCCUUAACUCAGGGGAGACUGCUUUAAGAACUCCUGUGUGCUCAGCAUAGGAGCUAUGGACAGCUCCACAAGCAUCCCUCCCCAAAUAAAGGCUUAAGGACUACUUAAAGGUCCAGGGUCUGCGAUAGGUUCUUGCGACUUGGACAGCAUUGCUCAGGCUCAGCUCUAUGGGGAAGGGAGAA
Molecule: messenger RNA, 3932 nt
Organism: Eptesicus fuscus (big brown bat)
Lineage: Eukaryota; Metazoa; Chordata; Mammalia; Chiroptera; Vespertilionidae
Gene: CARNS1
Product: carnosine synthase 1
Exons: 8
Coding region: 361-2856 (831 amino acids)
Biological process (GO): carnosine biosynthetic process
Molecular function (GO): carnosine synthase activity; ATP hydrolysis activity; ATP binding
Source: RefSeq, a predicted model, not a curated record